UUCAAAUCUACGGCAUAACCUGCACCUCCACCAUGACUGUCUACUGGUCUCACCUCUCUUCGCUUCUUUCACUCUCUCAUGAGCGCGCUCCUGAUUGAUACGGUCCUGCCAUGCCGCUCCAAAACAUCCAAAACAUUGUCCUGGUCCUAUCCGGCAAAGGCGGGGUGGGCAAGUCCAGCAUCACGACCCAACUCGCCCUCACGCUCUCCCUGCAAGGCCAUUCUGUCGGCGUUCUCGAUAUCGACCUCACCGGCCCUUCCAUACCACGCUUUUUUGGUAUAGAAGGUGCAAAAGUACGACAAGCGCCUGGUGGUUGGAUACCAGUCACUGUACACGAUGCGCAGCCUCUACCCCAGCAUGGCACCACGAAUGGCCACGCAGCACACAAGGAUGUAGGAGCACUAUCAUGCAUGUCGCUUGGCUUCAUACUGGCUUCAAGAAGCGAUGCUGUGAUAUGGCGCGGGCCAAAGAAGACAGCCAUGGUCCGCCAAUUCCUUACUGAUGUGCUCUGGCCAAGACUCGACUUCCUCCUCAUCGAUACCCCGCCUGGCACAUCCGACGAGCAUAUUUCGCUCCUUGAGACUCUGCUCAAGCAGACUUCGUCUCCUACAUCUCCUCCGAACCAACUCUCAGGUGCUGUUGUCGUCACAACGCCCCAAGCCAUUUCCAUAUCUGAUGUCAAAAAAGAGCUCAAUUUCUGCAGGAAGACGGGGAUAAGGGUACUUGGCGUAGUAGAGAAUAUGGCGGGCUUCGUGUGUCCCAAUUGUAGCGAAUGUACAAACGUGUUCAGCAAGGGAGGUGGGGAGGUCAUGGCACGGGAUUUCGAGGUGCCUUUUCUAGGAAGCGUGCCGAUUGAUCCUGCAUUUGUGCAGUUAAUCGAAGAAGGAACAAGGCCAGUGUAUCCAGAAGGUACUGUGAUCGAAGGGGAAGACAUGAGCGCCGCGAAGAGUGAAGCAAAUGGAACCGGGAAUGAACUGCUUGUUGACAAGUAUCGGAGCUGUUCGCUAUGCCCGCUAUUCGACGGUAUAGUGUCGACCCUCGUUGCUGAUAUCCGAAGUCGGAACCAGUGACGCCCUAGAGUUUCCUAUAUCUUGUAAGCAACCCGAUGGAUUUACGCAUAGCCAUGAGCAGACAUGUGAAACCCCCCCGAAAGCUACGUAGGAUAGAAAACAGUGGGGUCUGAUAUUUGGGACAGCAUAGGAUAUCCUCUCGGCCGGUUUCCUGAUUCCA
Molecule: messenger RNA, 1230 nt
Organism: Lindgomyces ingoldianus
Lineage: Eukaryota; Fungi; Ascomycota; Dothideomycetes; Pleosporales; Lindgomycetaceae
Product: P-loop containing nucleoside triphosphate hydrolase protein
Exons: 1
Coding region: 111-1070 (319 amino acids)
Biological process (GO): iron-sulfur cluster assembly
Cellular component (GO): cytosol
Molecular function (GO): 4 iron, 4 sulfur cluster binding; ATP binding; ATP-dependent FeS chaperone activity
Source: RefSeq, a predicted model, not a curated record